Grammomys surdaster is the source of this 474-nucleotide messenger RNA. RefSeq names its product keratin-associated protein 5-4. The transcript is spliced from 2 exons. NCBI's taxonomy places the organism in Eukaryota, Metazoa, Chordata, Mammalia, Rodentia, Muridae. The record is from RefSeq and is a predicted model, not a curated record. Bases 1 to 474 code for a protein of 157 amino acids. Gene Ontology annotation, cellular component: keratin filament.
AUGAAAGAACAGAAACACUGUGGAGGCUGUGGUUCCUGUGGGGGCUGCAAGGGAGGCUGUGGCUCCUGUGGGGGAUGUGGCUCCUGUGGAGGCUGCAAGGGAGGCUGUUGUCAAUCCAGCUGCUGCAAGCCCUGCUGCUGCCAGUCCAGCUGCUGCAAGCCCUGCUGCUGCCAGUCCAGCUGCUGCAAGCCCUGCUGCUCCUCAGGCUGUGGGUCUUCCUGCUGUCAGUCCAGCUGCUGUAAGCCCUGCUGCUGUCAGUCCAGCUGCUGCAAGCCCUGCUGCUGUCAGUCCAGCUGCUGCAAGCCCUGCUGCUGCCAGUCCAGCUGCUGCAAGCCCUGCUGCUGCCAGUCCAGCUGCUGCAAACCCUGCUGCUCUUCAGGCUGUGGGUCUUCCUGCUGUCAGUCCAGCUGCUGCAAGCCCUGCUGCUGCCAGUCCAGCUGCUGUGCUCCUGUGUGCUGCCAGUGCAAGAUCUGA